Molecule: messenger RNA, 3487 nt
Organism: Mytilus trossulus (common blue mussel)
Lineage: Eukaryota; Metazoa; Mollusca; Bivalvia; Mytilida; Mytilidae
Product: glycoprotein 3-alpha-L-fucosyltransferase A-like
Exons: 3
Coding region: 832-2271 (479 amino acids)
Cellular component (GO): membrane
Molecular function (GO): fucosyltransferase activity
Source: RefSeq, a predicted model, not a curated record
AAGAAGACCAUGUACAAACGUGAAAAAUCACUCACAUUAUAUAUCUACACCUAAUCGUUUUUAAUCUUGACAUAACUACUAAUUAACAAACAAGCCGGUAGGUCAACGAGACUGUAGUUUAAUAAAUGAACAGUUAUAUCAAAGGAAAGUCUGUUUCUACAUAGUCAAUACAUUCCCCUACAGGAACAAACCCCAGGGUCCAGACUAAGUCGUAUCUAACAACUAAAGAAGAUGAUUUGCACCUGACUGAUGUAAUACAUUGCUUCACAUUGCAUGUUGACAUGACUGUUUCGCUAAUAUUUUAAUACCUUGUUGUGUCCUGAUUACUGAGGGAUUAAUAAUUAAUCAGAAGAAAAUUGUUUCUCUCAUGUAUUGUAAAAAUCUAAGCAAUAAAGUCUAUCGCGACGUGCGAUCGAUCCGGGUAAUCUCUUGAAUGUGACGAACAAGUGUAUCACGGAGCAUGUUUGGAUAGGACAAUAAGUUUGUAUUUAAAUAUGAAAUAAUGUUUUAUUGAUGGAUUUUAUAGAAUGGAAUUAUGGCUAUCACAUGAUCUAGUUUAUAUUUAGCUUUACCUGUUCACAAAUUUACCUGUAUUGAAAUAACGUUUUAGUGUAUAUCAAAUACCCAGGAGAAGGAAUUUUAAAUUUUAUAAACAGUCAUGGAUGACUGCAGAUUUGUGUGAUUGAAAACGAUCUACAAUGUCGUUUUGGGGUUCAAUUUGUGCAACUAUAAUCGCCAUUAUCCACCCGGAACAAACCAUGGAAUAUAUCAUGUCCAUGUAGAAUAAGCAGAUUAUAUGAAAUUAUGAGAGAAGUUUAGCACCUAUGGAAAAUGAGAUUUCAUUUAAGGAAACUAGUGACUUACGUUGUUGCAGCUUUGGUUCUGUUUGUAGUUAUCAAUUUUUAUGGUAAUAAUACAUGGAUGUUUGAAAGUAACGAAGCACCAUGGGGACCAAGUAUGACAAAGCACAUCCCAAUUAAGCCAAAAUAUUCCGGGAAAAUAGUGCACGAACAUGUGAUUCUUGGCAACAAAAACCAUUCCAAAAGCAAAUUCGCUAAUGCAUCUAAAUUGGGGUCUGAAUUUGGAUUAAAAAGAGAAGAAGCAUUUGUCCUUGAAGACAAAGAAAAAAAUCCUUUCGGAAAGAAAGUCUCGUAUGAUGGCGUUGAAGGUCGCGUGUGGUUCAGUAACGAUUACUAUGACGAUGAUCGAAUUGUGGCUCAAAUGCGAUAUAAACCUCCGCACAUUAUCGAAGCAGAGAAAAAAAAAGAACAAGUGCCUUUAAAGACUAUAUUAUUAUAUCAUGGUUUUGGUGGUUGGGCUUUAAAAAAAGGCCAGAAAACAUUUCAAGAUCAACAGUGUCCCGUCCAACAAUGUACAGUGACAGAUGACCGUCGGUCAGCAGAAACAGCAGAUGCUGUCAUGUUCCAUCAUUCUCCUAGCAAACCAUGGACUAAACGACCAAAUAAUCAGAUAUGGAUAUUAUUUUUGUUAGAAUCACCUUAUCAUACACCAGGUCUUUCAGGCUUUAAUAACGUAUUUAAUUGGACAGCAAGUUAUAGACAUGAUUCUAUAAUAGUUGCACCUUAUGAAAAAAUGGUUCCACACGACCCAAAUGUGAUAACAAAAAAACAAGAUAAAAACUAUGCAGUGGGAAAAACAAAAAAAGUGGCAUGGUUUGUUUCAAACUGUGGAGCUCGCAAUGGACGCAGACAGUAUGCAGAUGAGCUAGGCAAAUAUAUACAGGUCGAUAUUUAUGGAGCAUGUGGUCCCUAUAAAUGUCCACGCCAUAACUCAGAACAUUGUUUCAAUAUGUUAGACAAAGAUUAUAAAUUUUAUUUGUCAUUUGAAAACUCAAACUGCCGUGAUUACAUCACUGAAAAGUUUUUUGUCAACGGUUUAUCACAUGACGUUGUUCCAAUAGUAAUGGGGGCACAUCCCAAUGAUUACAAACGAGCAGCGCCACCACAUUCAUUCAUUCAUAUUGAAGAUUUUGAUUCACCUAAAGAUCUGGCUGCAUACCUUCAUAAACUGGACAAAAACGAUGAUUUAUAUAAUGAAUAUUUUCAAUGGAAAGGUACAGCGGGUACAGUGAACACUUUCUAUUGGUGUAGGAUAUGUUCUAUGUUACAUGCCGCUCCCAGUCAUAAACCAAUGUCCUAUAGAGAUAUAAACCGAUGGUGGCGAGGUGAUGGCGUCUGUAUAGGACAGAGCAAAUGGAAAGAUCAACCAGAAAGAAAAGAAAUAAUAGAUAAUUAUUUUGGAGAUGUUUAAGUUCUCCUUUUCUUUCCUAUACAUAGGAUAAUCUGAAAAAUAUACAUUUGUUGAGGGUGACUGCAGAGAUAUAGUACCCUAUAUAUGACUCUGGUUACAUUACAUGUAACUUUGUAAAACUAUUUGAAGUAAGGGGAAAAGAUCUUGAAAUCCAAGUUUAGUGACUUUCAUCCAAAGUUCUUAGUAUGAUUGGUAUUAAAGAGUGGCUUAGACAUUAUGCUAGAUAAGGUAACCUUGAACAAAUAUUUUUUCUUUGCCUGAAGUUGAUUUAAACAGGUAAAUUUAUUAUUAUAAAAAAAGGGGUUCAAUAUAGUAUGUAGAUCAAUGAUAAUUAAUUUUUUUCAAAACAUUUUUUUAAAUACAUACAUUUUUGUUGAUUUAAGCUACACAUUAAGACACCUCUUUGUAUAACUUCUUCAUAAUUUUGACUUUGUGUUACUGCUGGUUUUAAGUUAAAAACAAAAUAAUGUAUGCAAACAAAUUUGUACAUACCAUUUUGUGCCACAUGCAAAACCACAUUAGUACAUGUAAUUUACUAGGUACUCAUUUAAUUUGGUUUGUACAGGUUUCUGAACAAGAGAAUUUGGUUUGUACAGGUUUCUGAACAAGAAAACAAGUUUGGAAUGAUUGUUUAUAAGAAUACUCAUUUUAUGUUGCAAUGAGAAAUCCCAGUUUCAAAAGUUCAAUUUAUUUUCAUUAUAUUAUUACUUUUUCCUUGUUUGUUUAUUUGUUUGUUUGUUAUGACUUUCUGAUGAGAAGAAGUAUGUUAUUUUGUUUCUAUAUUUUAAGUGAUUUAAGAAUAUUUACAAGAACUUGUUUAUUUAUUUUGUUUUUCUGUGUUAUAAUUUUCCAUUUCAAGCAACUCAACUGAGAUUUAUUUUUGAAGUCAAGUAAAGUUGAGUAAAAAUGAGAUGACAUCUUAACCCAAUGUCAUUGGUGUUGUAAAAUACUUUAAAAGUAGUGACAUACAGAUUAUCUGGGUGUUUUUCAAAGGUGAAAAUGUAUCUGAAGUACAUAUACCUUAACUUGUAGCCAACAACUUACCAAAAACUCUUGUUUUUCAGAUCCAUAGCCAUAAAAUAACCUUAAGGAUAUUCAUUUAAGUGAUUUAUCAAUGGCCACUUAAUGCAAAUUAAUACUUUGCUAAGGUCUUUAAACCAUGUUUUUUUAGGUGGGGAAUUGUUUCACAAUAAUACAUCUUUUGAUCCUUUUCUUG